AAGACGCGUCCAGCAUAAGCAGUGCGUAUAUAUAACGCGGUAAGAUCUGUCCCAGGUCCGUUUCCAAAAUCUCAACAGAGAAGAAAAAUGGCGAGUGGCGGUGCUGCUGCAGGUGGUGGUGGAAAGGUGUCGUUCAAAGUGACGCUCACCUCCGAUCCAAAGCUCCCUUUCAAAGUAUUUAGCGUACCGGAAGCAGCCCCUUUCACGGCCGUUCUCAAAUUCGCUGCCGAGGAAUUCAAAGUUCCUCCCCAAACCAGCGCUAUCAUUACCAACGAUGGGGUAGGAAUCAAUCCUCAGCAAAGUGCAGGUGCCUCGUGUCCCAUCUCCAUUGUCCCGUUGCCAUUUUCAGCACUAUAAUUUGGAAGAGAAGUAUGCUAUUGCCAGUAACUGCUGGCAUUAUCAGCAAGGCGCUAAUCAUUUAGCAUUAACCUUGUCCAUCUUCACCAGAUAACACAGUAGCUUCUAUUAUCAUGCCCCAUAACAAGUGAUAAGAUUUCUGUUUAGGAUAUUAUCACUGUAGCAUAAGUGCGUUAACAAUGCAUGAAUUCUACUGCCUCCCUUUUCAUUUGCUAGCUCCAGGCGAUAGGAAGUAUCUGUUGAUGAUGAUAUAAUUUUAGCAGUGAUUUGGGCACUACACUGCAUUGUUUUUAAGUAUUUUAAUGUUCGUUUCACAUGA
Molecule: messenger RNA, 676 nt
Organism: Populus euphratica (Euphrates poplar)
Lineage: Eukaryota; Viridiplantae; Streptophyta; Magnoliopsida; Malpighiales; Salicaceae
Product: ubiquitin-fold modifier 1-like
Exons: 5
Coding region: 88-357 (89 amino acids)
Biological process (GO): protein K69-linked ufmylation
Cellular component (GO): cytoplasm; nucleus
Source: RefSeq, a predicted model, not a curated record